Molecule: messenger RNA, 3080 nt
Organism: Peromyscus leucopus (white-footed mouse)
Lineage: Eukaryota; Metazoa; Chordata; Mammalia; Rodentia; Cricetidae
Gene: Znf48
Product: zinc finger protein 48
Exons: 2
Coding region: 441-2216 (591 amino acids)
Biological process (GO): regulation of transcription by RNA polymerase II
Molecular function (GO): DNA-binding transcription factor activity, RNA polymerase II-specific; RNA polymerase II cis-regulatory region sequence-specific DNA binding
Source: RefSeq, a predicted model, not a curated record
GUCUCUCGCACCCGAUCCCCGGGCUCCUUGCCCGUUGUCCCGCGCGGGCGGCCGGGCCCCACCGCGCCCGUUAGACGAGCCGGGGAGGCCCGCCGCCAACGCCGCAGGGCACCGCUGGAGCGGCCGCCGUGGCCGCCGAGCCCGCGGCUCCUCCGGGUCCUAGAGCGGCUCGCUGAGGCCCGUGCUUCCGCUUCCCGUCCCGCCCCGCGGCGCCCGGGACGUGGGCCGAGCCCCCUCCCGGCGUGGCGCGGAGCCCGCACCACCGGAGCCGCUGGCGGCAGCGGGCAAGGGGACGGCGAGUGCCCUCGGGGUCACGGGAGCCGCGCCCCGCUCGCGGGCCGACGGUGCAGCACGCGGCGGAACCCCGAGGCAGCGAGCUCCGCCGCUCGGCGGACUGGGAGCGGCUGAGAGCCGUCGGCACAGUUCUAGGGAGUGAGACUAUGGAGGUUUCUCUGGUGGAUGAGUUUGAACAUACUCCACAGGAGGAGGAUGGCUUAGAGUUCAAGGAAGAGGAACAAUUAGCCCCAGAGCAUGAAGUAGGAAAUGCUUCUCUCAAACCUGAAGGCAUUCAGAGCUGGGAUGACUUAUGGGUCCACAGAGAGGGGCUUGGAAAGCGACAGCCUCGAGACCCAGGCCCCAGGGUCCUGGGAGAACCCCGCUGGGGACAGGCUGGUAAUGACCGAGCCGCCGCCGUGUGUGGUGAGUGUGGGAAGAGCUUCCGGCAGAUGUCAGAUCUGGUGAAACAUCAGCGGACUCACACAGGGGAGAAGCCCUACAAGUGUGGGGUCUGCGGCAAGGGCUUUGGGGACAGCUCCGCCCGAAUCAAGCACCAACGAACUCACUCCGGGGAGAAGCCCUAUAGAGUGCGGACACCAGCCUCGGGCCCUCCCAAGAUGCCUCGGUCUCGGGUUCCUGCUGGUGAGCGCCCCACUAUCUGCGGGGAGUGUGGGAAGAGCUUCCGGCAGAGCUCGGACCUGGUGAAACACCAGCGCACUCACACGGGGGAGAAGCCCUACAAGUGUGGGGUCUGCGGCAAGGGCUUUGGGGACAGCUCCGCCCGAAUCAAGCAUCAGCGGACGCACAGAGGGGAGCAGCUCCCCCGGCCAGUGGCUCCCCGACGGCAGCCAUCGCAGGCAGCCCCGACAGCCACACCGAGACCCAAGGCCCAGGACAAGCCGUACAUCUGCACUGACUGCGGCAAGAGGUUUGUGCUGAGCUGCAGCCUCCUCAGCCACCAGCGCAGUCACCUGGGACCCAAACCCUUCGCCUGUGAUGUGUGUGGGAAGGAGUUUGCCCGGGGCUCGGACCUGGUGAAGCACCUGCGGGUGCACACCGGCGAGAAGCCCUACCUGUGCCCCGAGUGCGGCAAAUGCUUUGCCGACAGCUCUGCCCGGGUGAAGCAUCUCCGCACCCACAGUGGCCAGAGGCCUCACGCCUGCCCGGAGUGCAACCGCUCCUUUAGUCUCAGCUCCACGCUUCUUCGUCACCGCCUUACCCAUGUGGAGCCCCAGGACUUCAGCUUCUCCGCGUACCCUGUGGCCCCCCUCAUCCUCAGCCCCCCUCCACCUCCCCUUGGCACCAGCCCCUCCCUGACGCCUCGAAGCCCUUCACACUCCAGCGAUGGGCCCUUCGGCCUGCCCGGCUUGGAACCAGAGCCUGAGGGCCCACAGGCCGGGGAGCCUCCCCCCCCACUGGCAGGCGACAAGCCCCACAAGUGUCCUGAGUGUGGCAAAGGCUUCCGCCGAAGCUCUGAUCUGGUGAAACACCACCGUGUGCAUACAGGGGAGAAACCCUACCUCUGUCCUGAGUGUGGCAAGGGCUUUGCUGACAGUUCCGCCCGAGUCAAGCACCUCCGAACCCACCAGGGCGAACGCACCAGACCACCACCAUCUACCCUCCUGCGGGCACAUAACCCACCCGGUCCUAUACUCAUGGUCCCUCAGGCUCGAGUGCGGGGCCAGCCCUCUGGACCCAGCCAGCUUCAUGUGUGUGGCUUCUGUGGGAAAGAGUUCCCGCGGAGUUCAGAUCUAGUCAAGCACAGGCGUACACAUACUGGGGAGAAGCCGUACAAAUGCUCAGAGUGUGGCAAAGGCUUCAGUGAUAGCUCUGCUCGGAUCAAGCACCAGCGUGGCCAUAUGGCCUUGAGGCCCUUUGGCAUAGGGGAUGGUCUGUCAAGGCCUCUCCUCCAGGAGGAGUCACCAGCUGGAAUAGAGUGAUGGGAGUCCAGGGAGGGUAGAGGCCCGCGGUACCAGAGGGAGGGAAUCUGCUGCCGAAGGCAGAGAAAAGCCUGGGAAAUGGUGGGAGGGUGUGGAGGGAGGAUGAGAACAGAAACAGAUUGAAGACCAUAAUGUUCAUGCUCAGGAAACUCUUGGCUAGGUGUUGGGAACCUCGCCAGUAUGAGCUGUACCGCAGCUUCUAGAACACUGCCCAGCAGAGAAAGCUCGUCAUACUUGUAAAAUUGGUAAGCUGGACUCAACUCUAAAAUCCUGCUGCCUUUUGUUAAGAAUGCAUCCCUCUGCUGGGCACUGUAGUGUACAAACUAUAUCUCCAGCACUCGGGAGGCAAAGGCAGGCGGAUCUCAAAUUCAUGGCCAGACUGCUCUACAUAGAGAGUUCUAGGUCAGCCAGGACUACAUGGUAAAGCAAAAACAAACAAACAAACAAACAAAAAACACCCAACAAAAACCUUAAUCCUCCCAACCUUAGGCUGGGAGAACAUGGAUUGUUUGAAUUUAAGGUGUCAAAACAGGCAGGGACAUCUUGACCACCCUGUGGGGGAAGUAUUGCUGUGGGAGGCAGUUUCCACCUCUACCUGUGGAUCACUGGUUGUAUCCAGGAAGGGCCCUUUGGGAAAGAGCCUAAGUGUGUGCUUUGAGGGCCCUUGCCACCCUGACGCUGGGACACUGGUGAAGCAGAGCAGAACUACCAGGAGCAUCCAGAGCUUCCAGUCUGGAUGCAGAGCCUAGGGCGUCCUGGACAUCUGCAAAGACCAGCUUGCUGAGCCAGUGCAGGCCAGAGAAGCUUCAAGUCUCCACAGCCAAGUGUCUCUCUCUUUACUAAUAAACUGUCCCUUGUCUGAGG